GAUCAGCUCGAUCGAUCGUUGUGAUUAUUUCAAACACAUUAAAUUUUUGAUUGCUCAAGCCAAGAGCGCUAACGCGGAGGAGGAGACUGGUGGUCAUGGCGGAUCAGAGCGGCACCUCAAACCUGCUGAGGUUUUUCGUCAAUGGCAAGAAGGUUGAACGUGAUGAUGUGGACCCAGAGCUGACCCUUCUUCAGUUCCUCAGAACCAAGCUGCGACUAUGCGGCACAAAGCUUGGCUGCGGGGAAGGUGGCUGCGGUGCAUGUACAGUGAUGAUCUCACAAUACUCGCACGAGGAGCAAAAAGUCAGGCAUCAUGCAAUCAACGCUUGUCUUGUGCCGAUCUGUGCUGUUGAUGGCUGUGCUGUGGUCACAGUGGAGGGUAUAGGUAGUACCAAGACCAGACUACAUGCUGUACAGGAGCGCAUCUCCAAGUGCCACGGCUCCCAGUGUGGCUUCUGCACUCCCGGUAUUGUUAUGUCAAUGUACACACUACUGCGUAACAAUCCACAGCCGAGCCAGGCGGAAAUGGAGAGUGCCUUUGAAGGUAACCUAUGUCGCUGUACUGGGUAUCGACCGAUCUUAGAAGGCUUCAAGAGCCUGACAAAGGAGUUCUGUUGCAGUGGACCUGGUCCUGGUGGACAGUGCUGUAUGACAAUGAAAGACAAAGAUGGAGUUGAGGUGUCCAGUACGUUGUAUGAUGUCAGCAAGUUCACACCGUAUGACCCGAGCCAAGAGCCGAUAUUCCCACCAGAGCUCAUGACUGCUGAUUGGAGCAAGGAGCGUCCGUUUCUGGUCGUGAAAGGUGAACGUGUAACCUGGUAUCGUCCUACCUCACUGAAAGAACUUCUGGCACUGAAACACGGAUUUCCCAGGGCCAAGAUUGUAGUCGGUAACACGGAAGUUGGUGUGGAGGUGAAGUUCAGAAACCUGGUGUAUCCAGUGUUGAUAUCACCAUCAGAGAUCAAUGAGCUACACACAAUCCAGUCCAGCGAGACAGAGUUGACGGUGGGUGCUGCUGUCACGCUGACUGAGUUUGGACAUGCCAUGGAAGAGCUGAUCAAGACACUACCAGAGCACAAGUCCAGAGUGCUGCUAGCUUUUGUCGACAUGCUGAGGUGGUUUGCGGGUCAUCAGAUUCGCAAUGUCGCAGCGAUUGGAGGUAACAUCAUGACUGCCAGCCCCAUAUCUGAUCUCAACCCGUUGCUAGUGGCUGCCAAGAGUCAACUGACGUUUGUUUCUUUCAAUGGUGGAACAAGAACCAUUCCCUUUACAACCGACUUCUUCACUGGCUAUCGCAAGGUGGCAGUGGGUGAAGCAGAGGUGCUCCAGUCCGUGACGAUCCCUUUCACUGGACCGAAUGAGUACUUCUACGGCUUCAAGCAAGCGAAGAGGCGAGAAGAUGAUAUUGCUAUCGUGAAUGCCGGAAUGCGGGUGCGACUGAGCGAAACAGAGAACAACACCACCAGGACUGUUGAAGACUGUUCACUAGCAUUUGGUGGCAUGGCAGCGGUUAUUGUCACUGCUAAGCAAACUGAGCAGAUGCUUAUUGGAAAGGAAUGGACAAAGGACCUGUUCUCAGAAGCAUCCAAGACGCUUAUUGAUGACCUGCCACUGGAUAGCUCGGCACCAGGUGGCAAGAUUGAGUACAGGCGCUCUCUGACCAUUAGCUUCUUCUUCAAGUUUUUGCUGUCCGUCUUGAACUGCGUUGGGACGGUGGAGCCGGAGGAUCUUAGUGCAUUUCAGCGAACAGAGCCCGGAAGUAGCAAGAGCGUACAGGUUUUUCAGGAAGUGCCAUCCGACCAGUCUGCUGAUGAUACUAUUGGACGUCCCCUAGCUCAUGUCAGAGCAGAACAUCAGGCUACUGGAGAGGCAGUCUAUAUCGAUGACAUGCCAAGUUUGGAAGAUCAGCGCUACAUUGGAUUUGUCUGCAGCUCCAAGGCCCAUGCUAUCAUCAAAUCGGUCGAUGCCUCUUCUGCCCUGGCAAUGGAAGGUGUGAGCCACUUCAUCUCUGUGAAGGACGUUCCUGGUUCGAAUGAGAUUGGUGUUCUCGUGCCUGAUGAAACUGUUUUUGCUGAUGGAAAGGUCUAUUGCAUCGGCCAUGUCAUCGGUGUUGUCUUGGCAACAACACAGAAGCUAGCAAGGGAAGCAGCGGCGGCAGUUCGUGUUGAGUACGAGGAGCUGGAACCAAUAAUCACAAUUGAGCAAGCGAUCAAAGCGGAGUCGUUUAUUGGUGAUCCGAUGUCCUUUGGAAAAGGCGACUGCGAGUCAGCAUUCUCUUCCUCGGACUUUGUGAAAGAAGGAGAAAUGAGAAUAGGGGGUCAGGAACAUUUCUAUUUGGAGACCCAAGCCAGUCUUGCAGUGCCUGGAGAAGAAGAUGAAAUGACUCUCUACACGUCUACUCAGAACCCAUCCUUGUCUCAGACGGCAGCAGCAACGGCUCUGGGCGUGCCGUCGAAUCGAGUGGUGUGCAAAGUGAAGCGUAUGGGUGGUGGAUUUGGUGGCAAAGAAACCCGUGCUAGUAUGCUGUCAGCUGCAGCUGUGGUGGCCGCGCGAGUAUCCGGCCAUCCUACCAGGUUUAUGCUGGAUCGAGAUGAGGACAUGGCAAUAACUGGCCAGAAGCAUCCAUUCUUAGCCAAGUUCAAGGUUGGGUUCAACAAGGAUGGCAAGGUCACUGCCUUGGACAUCAAGUUGUACAGCAAUGGAGGCUGGAGUCUGGAUUUGUCAGGAACGGUGAUGACAAAGGCAGCGGGUAGAAUCGACCACUGCUACUACUGGCCCACUCUCGCCGUCACUGGCUGGGUUUGCCGCACUCACCUGCCAUCUAACACUGCUUUCCGUGGAUUCGGUGCAACCCAGGGUAACAUGUACACUGAGUCAAUCAUUACUGAUGUGGCAGGCUGGUGCUCCCUACCAGCAGAAGAGGUGCGUGAGAAGAACAUGUACCGUACUGGUGACCAGACAUUCUACCUGCAGAAACUGGAGAAUGUCACCUUGCUGCGCUGCUGGAAAGAAGUCAUUGACCGUGCUAACCUAGACAAGCUCAAGUCGGACGCUGCACAGUUCAACAAGACCAAUCGUUGGAAGAAGCGUGGCGUGGCAGUGAUCCCUACAAAGUUUGCCAUAGGAUUUGGCCAGGCGGGCUUCAUGCACCAAGCUGGUGCGUUUAUCGUGGUGUACGUGGAUGGUUCUGUGCUACUAACCCAUGGUGGCACAGAGAUGGGUCAAGGACUUCACACCAAGAUGAUACAGAUCUGCAGUAGAGUGCUGGCUAUUCCCACAUCCAAGAUCUUCCUCAGUGAAACAAGCACCGACACUGUGCCAAACACGUCACCCACUGCUGCCUCGCUGUCCACAGACCUGAAUGGUGGAGCUGUCAAGAAUGCAGCCGAGAAGAUCAGAGACCGACUGGAGCCAUUCAAGACCAAGAAUCCCGAUGGCUCUUGGGAGGAUUGGGUGCAGGCUGCUUAUCAGGACAAGGUACCAUUAUCCGCCACUGGAUUCUAUGGCUCGCCACUGGAGAUUCUGGAGAAUGGCAAAAUAGCAUUCCUCUACUUCUGCUACGGAGCAGCGUGUGCUCAAGUGGAGAUUGACACCUUGACUGGAGAUAGUCAGGUGCUGAAGACAGAAAUUGUGAUGGACGUCGGUAACAGCUUGAACCCAGCUAUUGAUAUUGGUCAGAUCGAAGGUGCAUUUGUUCAAGGCAUGGGUUACUUCACCAUGGAAGAGAGUGUUGUGUCACCAAACGGCUUCUUGUUCAGUCGUGGACCUGGCACAUACAAGAUUCCUGGCUUUGCUGACAUACCGAAGGAGUUCAACGUUGCUCUUCUGCGCAGUGCUCCCAACGAGAGGGCCGUGUACUCCUCCAAGGCUAUUGGCGAGCCACCGCUGUUCUUGGCAUCAUCCGUCUUCUAUGCUAUCAAAGAUGCCAUCAGUGCUGCAAGGUCAGACGCUGGUCUGACUGGAGUGUUCCGUUUGGAUAGUCCUGCAACUGUGGAGAGAAUACGCAUGGCAUGCGUGGAUCAUGUUACUAAACAGGUCCCACCGGUGGAUCCGACUGCAACCCCAUGGGCAAUCAUGCCAUGAGAACAUCACUGCCUCUAUACCGUGACUCGGUCAUGUCAUGAGGGCAAUAGAACAUUUGUCAUUUUCUCUACAUCUACACUCGGUUAUGUCAUGAGGGCAAUAGAACAUUUGUCAUUUUCUCUACAUGUACACUCGGUCAUGUCAUGAGGGCAAUAGAACAUUUGUCAUUUUCUCUACAUCUACACUCGGUUAUGUCAUGAGGGCAAUAGAACAUUUGUCAUUUUCUCUACAUGUACACUCGGUUAUGCGUAGCUACAAUUACUACUAGUACUACUCUCCUAGCACUCUAGCAAAUCAUUCCGAAUCAUUUCAAUUUUUCAAAUAAUUUCGAUCUGACACUUCGGCUGAUCAAUGUUGGAGUGCUUCCCAGCUGUUUUAAAUGCUCCAAUUCAAACUGAAUUUUUAUGCACAUGCACAUUUAGAGAGCUUGUGUACCAUGUACAAGUACAUCAUUGUGUUUCAACACCCUUUUGAAUGAUCAUAAUAAUAAUUAGGGAGCGCAUGGAGGAGAAGAGGAGGAGAGAUUGUUUCGUAAUAAUAAUAAUUUUUACAGUAUUUUAUUGAAGUGAAUGUGCCUGAGCUUGUCAGGUGUCCAGUACAUGAUUUUGGGUUUGGUGUUGGAAUUGCAAAGGUGACCACACGAAGCACAGAAGCACAUUUCACACCAUUACUCUUCGUCAUUGGACAUUGGUGAUGUGCGGAGCAGCAACAACUUGACUAGGAUUUGUAUCCAGCUUCACAUUGGUCCCUAUUGUUGCAUGAUGCCAGCUAUGCUGUGUGUGUAUUGGUGGUUUCACUAUGUAGCUGGUCGGUGCCACCUGCGCUCUCAUGAUGAGCGCCAAUUUUGGCACUGCUUUGACCACCUAGAAUUUCUAGGCGCAACGUUAGCUGGUAGAAAGCUGAAUACCAGGACUUGUUUGUUGCUGCUCAUACCACCGUUGGCAUUGUACCGAUUAUGAAGUGCAAUUGUGCGAAAGUCCUGAUUGGAUUUACCAGUG
This is a messenger RNA of Sycon ciliatum, 5080 nucleotides long. RefSeq names its product xanthine dehydrogenase/oxidase-like. The record is from RefSeq and is a predicted model, not a curated record. The transcript is spliced from 39 exons. NCBI's taxonomy places the organism in Eukaryota, Metazoa, Porifera, Calcarea, Leucosolenida, Sycettidae. Gene Ontology annotation, molecular function: FAD binding; 2 iron, 2 sulfur cluster binding; xanthine dehydrogenase activity. The coding region runs from base 96 to 4082 and encodes 1328 amino acids.